Messenger RNA from Portunus trituberculatus (swimming crab), 931 nucleotides. RefSeq names its product keratin-associated protein 19-2-like. The record is from RefSeq and is a predicted model, not a curated record. The transcript is spliced from 2 exons. Bases 106 to 807 code for a protein of 233 amino acids. NCBI's taxonomy places the organism in Eukaryota, Metazoa, Arthropoda, Malacostraca, Decapoda, Portunidae.
UGGAAGGGAGCCAGCAUCUUGGGAAGGAAAUCUCACCUCGCGACGCUUGUAUAUAAGACGGGCAGAGGUAGACGAUCAGUAUCACACACCGCUGUUCCUCUAAACAUGAAGCUUACUGUCGUUGUAGUUGUGCUGGUGUCGGUGGCGGCCGUUCUCGCCAGCCCGGAUAAAGGAAAGCAAGAAGCUCGUCACUUGAGCAGUAGCUUCGGUUAUUCUGGAGGAUUUGGUCAACUGGGGCAAGGAUUACACCAUGGCCAAGGUUCCCUCGGGUCAGGGGCAUAUGGAUCGUACGGCCACGGGUACGGCUAUGGCCAAGGCUAUGCAGGACAGGGAUUGUAUGGCCAAAGUUAUGUAGGACAGGGAUCCUAUGGCCAAGGUCACACGGGGCAAGGACUGUAUGGUAAUGGGUUCCCUGGAUUCGGAUCGUAUAGCCACACUUACGCAGGGUUCGGGAAGCCAGGAUAUGGUACUGGCAACACAGGAUAUGGCGUCUCCAGUAUUGGCAAUACAGGAUAUGGCGUCUCCAGUAUUGGCAACACAGGAUAUGGCGUCUCCAGUAUUGGCAACACAGGUUAUGGAGCCUCCAGUCACCUUGGCAACACAGGAUAUGGCGUCUCCAGUCACCUUGGCCUGACCAGCAGUGGGGCUGGACAUGGAAUAUACCAGAAUCUUUACGGAUCAGGCCUCAACUUUGGCUCCAGCUAUGGCUCCAGCUUCUCUCACGGCUCCAGGCCUCAUGGAAGCAGCUAUUACGGGAGUAACAGCUACAAACCUCACGGCUCAACCAGUAAUUACUACGGUCGCUGAGUGUUGUAGUGGCCGUUAUCCUCUAUGAACUUCAAUCUCAUCAUCGACAAUAAUUCAUCGUAUACGGAAAAUGUUAGAUAUAUAUAUACAUUCACCUAUUUAUUAAAUAUUUAAGUAAGAAAAA